Hemibagrus wyckioides is the source of this 783-nucleotide messenger RNA. Its product is annotated as GTPase IMAP family member 9-like. The transcript has 2 exons. The record is from RefSeq and is a predicted model, not a curated record. Gene Ontology annotation, molecular function: GTP binding. The coding region runs from base 1 to 684 and encodes 227 amino acids. Lineage: Eukaryota; Metazoa; Chordata; Actinopteri; Siluriformes; Bagridae.
AUGGAUAUUCACUGUUUUGUUUGUGUGUUUGUUUGUUUGUCUGCAGGUGACCUGCACCGUCUCUCAGAAGUCAGGAUUGUGCUCCUGGGCUGUAGAGGUGCAGGGAAAAGUUCAGCAGGAAACACCAUCCUGGGCAGAGAGGAGUUUGACUUACGAGGAAGUGCUCAGUGUGUUAUGAGACAGGGAGAAGUAGCAGGGAGGAAGAUCACUGUGGUUGAAGCUCCAGGAUGGCAGAGAGAUAAAGCUGUACAGUCACUUAAACAGGAGAUUGAGCUCAGCGUGUCCAUGUGCCCUCCAGGUCCACACGCUGUACUGCUGGUCAUGCGUUUGGACUUUGAAUUUACAGAAAAAGAGAGAGAAGAGUUAGUUAGAUACGUAGAUCUUCUCGGCUCGACAGUCUGGAGUCACACCAUAGUUCUGUUCACCUUUGGAGACUCUCUGGGAGACACAACCAUAGAGAGACACAUUGAGAGUGAAGGACAGGCUCUCCAGCGGCUGGUAGAGAAAUGCGGAAACAGAUAUCAUGUUUUUAAUAAUAAAAAGAGAGAUGAUGACUCUCAGGUCACAGAGAUGCUGGAGAAGAUCGAGGAGAUGGUGGCAGAAAACAAAGGCUGUCCUCUUGAAACAGACAUAAUGUUUUUACAAAACCUUAAAGUUAUUUUAUAUGGAGCAAAGAAAGAAUAGAGAAAAGGUGAGAAAUUAAUGUAGUGAACUAGAGAAAUUUGUAGGUUAAUGAACAAUGAGCAAAAUCUUUUUAUUGGAAACAUAUAUGAGUCACAUAAU